GCCGUUGAUGAGAGGCGGCUACAAUAUGAGCCUUCCGACUACCUUCUCCUCCAAACGCGUUCCUGGAUUUUCUUCUAGCGCGUUUUCGCCUCAUCUUCGUUGCAUCUACUUCGAACUCAACUUCAAGACCAAGCACACACUACGACUCUCCUCUCAUAGUAAGACUGUCCUCGCAUCAUAUUUAAGAUCUUCUUCUCCUUAUUCAACAGACCAUCUUCUUCUUCCUUCGUCAACGUUUUACACCGAGAGAGGGGAGAACUGGUGUUGAAAGAUCUUGAGAGAGAGAGAGAGAGAGAGAGAGAGAGAGAGAUAAAAGGCUUCUUGUGAAGUAGUUUGUGAGUGACAGAAAAAUGGUGGAUCCGAACACCGGCGCAGAUUUUCCGGCCGUUCCGACUCACGGAGGGCAGUUUAUUCAGUAUAACAUAUUCGGAAACCUCUUCGAAGUUUCAGCGAAGUACAGGCCUCCGAUUAUGCCUAUCGGUCGCGGUGCCUAUGGAAUUGUCUGCUCGCUGCUGAAUACGGAGACUAACGAAAUGGUGGCUGUUAAGAAGAUAGCGAACGCUUUUGACAAUCUCAUGGACGCUAAGCGCACGCUCCGUGAGAUCAAGCUUCUUCGGCAUUUGGAUCAUGAAAAUGUAAUUGCUUUGAGAGAUGUGAUUCCACCACCCUUGCGUAGAGAGUUUGCCGAUGUCUACAUGGCCACGGAACUUAUGGAUACUGAUCUUCACCAUAUCAUCCGCUCGAAUCAAAAUCUCUCGGAGGAGCACUGCCAAUACUUCUUAUAUCAGAUUCUUCGUGGGCUAAAGUAUAUACAUUCUGCAAAUAUCAUCCAUAGAGAUUUGAAACCAAGUAACCUGUUGCUGAACGCAAACUGUGAUUUGAAGAUUUGCGAUUUUGGGCUUGCACGAACGACUAUGGAAAAUGAUUUCAUGACAGAAUAUGUAGUCACUAGAUGGUAUAGGGCUCCUGAAUUGUUAUUGAACUCCUCAGAUUACACCUCUGCGAUAGAUGUUUGGUCUGUAGGUUGCAUCUUCAUGGAGUUGAUGAAUAAAAAGCCUCUAUUUCCUGGCAAGGAUCAUGUGCAUCAGAUGCGCCUAUUGACUGAGCUUCUUGGCACUCCAACUGAGGCUGACAUCGGAUUAGUGAAAAAUGAGGAUGCAAGGAGAUAUAUCCGACAACUUCCCCGAUAUCCUCGUCAGCCUUUAGCAAGGGUUUUCCCUCAUGUUCAGCCCUUAGCCAUUGAUCUCAUCGAUAGAAUGUUGACUAUUGACCCUACACGAAGAAUUACCGUUGAAGAAGCGUUAGCGCACCCAUACCUUGCUAAACUACAUGAUGUAGCUGAUGAGCCAGUCUGCCCAGAGCCAUUCAACUUUGAUUUUGAGCAAAAUCCCUUGGGAGAAGAGCAAAUAAAAGAUUUGAUCUGCGAGGAGGCCUUGGCAUUUAAUCCAGUGUACGCAUAAAGAAUAUGCACAAGGAAUAUAAAACUUAGAAGGGGAGAAAAAAGAACCUGAGUUGUCGACAUUAUCAUCCUCAAAGUUCACAGCAAUGAAAUUUUUCGGAGAACGAAUCAUGUUGAGAUGACAGAGCACCCCGUAAGUUUUAGUUUUGCACCAAUGGCCGCCCAUCUACUGUAAAAUCGCUUUCUGUAGUGAUAACCUCUACUGUAACUUUGUGCGUCCUGUUUAGUUGGGUUUUUUUAUUCAAUGAAUAUUUCAAUGGCAUAAUGUAUUAAUGUAACAUUUUUAAUCCCUUGCGAACUAUACAGUCACUGUAGUGGACAAAUUCGAGGAGUAAUAUUUCUUGCUCAGUUUAUCGCGCA
Prosopis cineraria is the source of this 1819-nucleotide messenger RNA. Its product is annotated as mitogen-activated protein kinase 3. The record is from RefSeq and is a predicted model, not a curated record. Bases 351 to 1460 code for a protein of 369 amino acids. The transcript has 6 exons. Gene Ontology annotation, cellular component: cytoplasm; nucleus. Gene Ontology annotation, biological process: intracellular signal transduction; protein phosphorylation. Gene Ontology annotation, molecular function: ATP binding; MAP kinase activity. Lineage: Eukaryota; Viridiplantae; Streptophyta; Magnoliopsida; Fabales; Fabaceae.